UGCAGGUGCCCUCCCCCUGGGGGCAGGAGUCAGCUAAUAGCUACCCACAGCGUGCAGGAGUGCUCACCCCACACCAAAGCCCUCAGAGACACGUACAGAGCCUUGCUUGACUGUAAACAUCUGGAGCAAGCUGCCAUCGGGAAGGUCUUCUCAGCUAUUGGCUUUGCAGGUGAUGGUGCCAGGGAAGGUGCAGUGUAAGCUACUUGCUGAGGACCACCGGGCAACAGGUCUCUGGAUAUGUGCUCCACCUCCUUCUCCUCUGUCCAUGCCAGCUCGUCCUGCUGAAAACAGCUAAGCCUGCUGUUCGGAAUUCUUAGAAUCUCAUUCCCAGAGGGACCUACCUCUCUAGGGGCAAACUGACCUCACACUGGGAACUUUAUUACCCAGAGUUUGGACUGCCUGUUGCACCAGUUCUCAGGAAGUGCGAGUGUCUCCCACGUCAGCAUCUCUCUGGGUGUGCUUCUCCCUACUCUGAGGAAGGCCAGUGAUGUCCCAGCCCUGGACAUCGUGAGCAGCCUGGGGGUUCGGAGCCUCCAAAACCCAUUUACAGGCAUCCACGAGCAUAGACACAGUGGAAGCAGCCAGGAGGGAAUCAAGAGAAAACCUGACACUUCCAAUGUUCAGAAACGUAUGGAAUGGUGCUUGAUCUGUAGAGGACCCUGAAUUUACUGAAGAACUUUGUGAUUUCUGGGCUCAUUUGCUUUGCCUUUCUGGUCUAGACAAGGAGGGAUCAAUACACAUCUGGGGCCUGGAGAUAAUGUAUACGGGAGCCUCAGAGGGCAUUUCAUGUGGCUCUGACUCACCCUGACUCUCCCGUGAAGUGGAAAGGAGGAAACACCACACCACUCAGGUGUGGCCAGCCUUUGACCAUUGUUGUGAAUGCCCAAGAGUUACUACAGUCCCUUCCCAAUUACUCAUUUUGCUUUAGCUGUGGUUGAGCUAAGACUUCUGGCUCAAGGAAAGCUACAGAAGAGGAGAUAGGAUGAGGCGGGAAGAGGAGGAAGAGGAGGGAACCAGGAUGAAAGCAAAAGGAGACCUAGAGAUGAAGGAGGAAGAGGCAGUGAGUGAGAAGGGAGAACCGGUUGGCCCUUUCAUGAGAGCUAUGCCCGCCCCUCUGCCGCACAACAAGGGGAGCCGGUUUUCAGAGGUAUGGGAGUAUUUCCACCUGGCCCCUGUUCGUGCCGGCCACCACCCCAACCAAUAUGCCACCUGCCGCCUGUGCGGCAGGCAGGUGAGCCGUGGCCCCGGGGUUAACGUGGGCACCACAGCCUUGUGGAAACAUCUGAAGAGCAUGCAUAGAGAGGAGCUAGAGAGGACUGGCCAUGGUCAGGUGGGGCAGCGCAAGGACCCGAGGCCCCAGGGGCCCCAGCUCCCCAUAGGGAUCGAGGGCGACUGGGCCCGGCUCCUGGAGCAGGUGGGGGCCCUGGCGUUGUGGGCCAGCCAAAGGGAAAAGGAGGUGCUUAGGAGGGAGAGGGCCGUGGAAAGGCGAGAGCGAGCCCUGGAGGAGGUAGAGAAGGCCAUCCUGGAGAUGAAAUGGAAGGUGAGGGCCGAGAAGGAAGCCUGUCAGAGGGAGCAGGAGCAGCCUGCCUUGGCGCAUCCCUUCCAUUUUGUGUAAUCAGUCUGGGAGGUAUCUGUUCUGAAAACACAGACUUGAGGCUCACAGCAAAGAGCCACGUUAGUAUAAAUAGAAAGUAUUUUGUUUUUAAGAGACGGAGUGCACAGUAGGUUAAUCUCAGCAGGGGUCAGCUGACCAAACACUUUUGUACAGGGUUCCUAAAGCUGUCCUGAUCAAAACUUCAAGAUGCAUUAACUGGAGAUAAGUGCAGUUUUGCCAUCAUGGGUCUGUGAGUUUGGGUACGGAACGAACCACCCUGCUGUGUUGCUGAGUGAAAAUAACGGGAUUUAUGCUUUGCACUUGGUUUUGGUGGAGCUGAGGGUUCUGACAGGUGAGGUUGGUCAGGUGGCUGGAAUGUCCCUAUAUGACCAGCUCACUCUAAGAGACCCCACCAGGAGCCGAGCACAGGGUUCCUGGGGCCCAGGCCUUUGCACACAUCCCGGUGGUCAGUUGAGAACUGGGGACAGAGCUUGUUCUGUGUGGUGCAGCUGUGGAUGGACAUAGAAGCCUGCACCUGAGAUCUCGGGCCCCAUCUGGUGCAGGUCUUUCUCCCACUGGUGCUGUGUUGUACUACCUGCUCAUAUUAAAGCUGUGUCACCAGCACAACCUGUCUGAAUCCUGUCUUUCCAACAACCUAACACAUAUGUCAUUCCUGUGUGAUCAGCACAGAGAGAACUGAACUUUUCAGCUCACUCGGAUGAAACAGUAAGAACAGAAGAUAAAGAAACUUAUUCAUAAAUAUUUGAAAAUAUAAUCCAAUUUCAUAUUAAGGUCUGUUGAAGAGGGAUUUCAUGAGGAAGAGAUGAGAGAAACUCAGAAAGGAAAAGGGAAAGGUGGAGAGAUGGGGUGAGGAAGAGGCAGCAAACCAGAAGAGAAAGAAAAAGGGAUAGAGAAGUGUGAACACAGAAGAGAGACGGAUGCCCUCCCCCACCCCCCAGGGUUGGGGGGAAUUCGCCUUGAGAGACGUGGGAGACUGAGGCACAGAGAACAUUUUCCUAGGUUCUGAGGUCAAUUUGUAACACUUAGGUUGCAUUUGUCUUGUCCCUACAGACCUCUCAUUCACGUGAGCUAUAGGUUUGGGAUUUUAUCCCUGUCUUUGAGAUGCUGGCUGCAUGCCAACUGUUCCCUGAUUUUUUGAAAAAAAAAA
This is a messenger RNA of Mustela erminea (ermine), 2762 nucleotides long. RefSeq names its product zinc finger BED-type containing 2 (gene ZBED2). The transcript has 2 exons. The record is from RefSeq and is a predicted model, not a curated record. Lineage: Eukaryota; Metazoa; Chordata; Mammalia; Carnivora; Mustelidae. Gene Ontology annotation, molecular function: DNA binding. The coding region runs from base 983 to 1615 and encodes 210 amino acids.